Messenger RNA from Myotis davidii, 1553 nucleotides. It is a transcript of the gene RNF135, whose product is annotated as ring finger protein 135. Gene Ontology annotation, molecular function: protein binding; ubiquitin-protein transferase activity; ribonucleoprotein complex binding. The record is from RefSeq and is a predicted model, not a curated record. Gene Ontology annotation, cellular component: cytoplasm. NCBI's taxonomy places the organism in Eukaryota, Metazoa, Chordata, Mammalia, Chiroptera, Vespertilionidae. The transcript is spliced from 4 exons. Gene Ontology annotation, biological process: regulation of innate immune response. The annotation marks the transcript as partial.
GUGUUUCCGUCGCGUCCUUGCCUGUUCCUGUAUCCAGGCUGCACACUCCAUGUAGAGCUGAUUCCUGGGUCCAGCUUUGGGUUCUGCUUUGCUCUUUUAAAGGCGGCGGCACCGAAGAGCAUCCCAGAAGCUGGUCGGGAGCUGGCAGAGCUGGUGGAACGGCUUGUAGACAUCGUCAGGAGCCUUCAGAAGCAGAGGCACCUCCCAGAAUCUGGGCCGGAGAACAAACUGAACGUCCUGGGCAUGGCUUUUUCUGGUGGGGUGGACCAUUCCUUGAUUUCUCCAAAACUAGCGACUUCCAACACAGCUGAGGACAAAAUGAGAGACAUUCUGCAUGACCUAGAAGACAUCCGGGGGAAAUUGCAAGAAAACUUCACGGGGAAAGAGCCGCCUGAAGAACAAAGGCAGGUUACACUCCCAGAAGGUCUGUCUUCUUCCUCAUGCCCACGGGCUGACCAGAGCCUCCUUGCAUCAAGGUUUGUUCAAUGGGCUGUCAGUCCAACCUUUGACCUGGGGAGCCUGUCGUGUAGCCUGGAGCUGUCGGAGGACCGCAGGAAGGUGACUGUAUCUCACAUCCCACAGCUUUAUGCCUGGAGUCACGACAGGUUCACCAUCUGCCAGGUCUUCUGCUCCCAGGCCUUCUCUUCUGGGCAGCAGUACUGGGAAGUGGACACUCAGCAGUGCAGUCACUGGGCGAUUGGCGUGGCUUCCUGGGGGAUGAGCCGCGACCAGAUGCUGGGAAGGACCAGGGACUCCUGGUGCGUGGAGUGGAAGGGAACCGGCGAGCUCUCGAUGUGGCACAUGCUCAAGGAAACUGUCCUCGGCUCAGAAAAACCUAGGGUGGUGGGCAUCUGGCUGGACCUCGAGCAGGGGAAGCUUGCCUUCUAUUCCGUGGCUAAUCAGGAGAAACUUCUGGGCGAGUGCCCCGUCUCUGCCUCCUCGCCCCUGCACCCUGCCUUCUGGCUCUAUGGUUUACAUCCCGGAAACUCUCUGACGAUAAGGCCGGUAAAGGUAUAAAGGUUAAAACACCUUGGUUUCCUGUCCUCUUUCUCUGCCUUCAAGAACCCCACUCCUGAAGUUAAGGGGUGUGCAGUGAAGGGUUAACUCUGCACUGUCCAAAGAAAGAAAGAAAGGCCCUGGAACAUAAUCUCUAAUCCUUUGGAAUAUCCUGCCUCAUAAGAGCGUCUUCGUUCACCUGGGGGCCUUGGGCCGGGAGGUGUCAUCGGCUUGACCUCGGGAGAGGCUAGAGACCAAGGUCAGCCACCUGGUUGGUGAGGCCUGUCUACCUGAGCGACCUCCAUGGAAAGACCUGGAUGCCAAGGCUGGUGUGACUUUCCCUGGUUGACAACACUCCUUGCACAUUGUCACACAUCGUUGCCGGGAGAAUUAAGAAUUGUCCAUAUGACUCCACUGGGAGAGGAUAAUGGGUGUCUCCUGGCUGCUGCCCUAUGUGCCUUCUUUUUACUGCUGAUUUUAAUCUGUAUCUUUUCACUGUAUAAACUGUGUAACUGUUCUGCUGAGUUCUGACAAUCCUAGUGAAUCACUGACCCUGA